AUGGAUUUCCAGAACCGCGCAGGCUCGAAAUUCGGAGGCGGUGGCGUAGCCUCCCAAUCCGCCACAAACGCCGACCGUCGCGAGCGUCUACGCAAGCUCGCCCUCGAGACAAUCGACCUAGACAAGGACCCGUACUUUUUCAAGAACCACGUCGGCUCGUUCGAGUGCCGCCUCUGUCUCACAGUCCACCAGAACGACGGAUCAUACCUCGCCCACACACAAGGCAAGAAACAUCAGACCAACCUCGCUCGCCGCGCGGCCAAGGAAGAAAAGGAGGGCAGGGCGCGCGAAAAUGGCGGCAUCGACCCGGCGACGGGCCUCCCCGUCGGCGUAGCGCAGGUGCGGAGGAACCUCGUCAAGAUCGGGCGGCCGGGGUACAAGAUCACCAAGAUUCGCGAUCCGCACACACGGCAGCAGGGCUUGCUCUUCCAGCUGCAGUACCCCGAUGCGGCGCCCGGCGCCCCCGCGCCCAAGUGGCAGGUCAUGAAUGCGUUCACACAGCACGUCGAGGAGCCGGAUCGGAACUACCAGUACCUCCUCGUCGCGGCGGAGCCGUACGAGACGGUCGGUUUCAAGAUACCCGCCAGGGAGCUGGACAAGAGGGAAGAUCGACAGUUUGACUAUUGGGAUGCGGACGCGAAGGAGUACUGGCUCCAGGUCAUGUUCAUGACGGAGAGAGAGGAGAGGUACAAUGCUGCGCCUGGGUUGGGCGGCAGAACGUGA
Molecule: messenger RNA, 723 nt
Organism: Emericellopsis cladophorae
Lineage: Eukaryota; Fungi; Ascomycota; Sordariomycetes; Hypocreales; Bionectriaceae
Product: Pre-mRNA-splicing factor-like protein
Exons: 1
Coding region: 1-723 (240 amino acids)
Biological process (GO): spliceosomal complex assembly
Cellular component (GO): nucleus; U2 snRNP; catalytic step 2 spliceosome
Molecular function (GO): nucleic acid binding; zinc ion binding
Source: RefSeq, a predicted model, not a curated record